Eriocheir sinensis (Chinese mitten crab) is the source of this 661-nucleotide messenger RNA. RefSeq names its product protamine-like. The record is from RefSeq and is a predicted model, not a curated record. The transcript is spliced from 11 exons. Bases 182 to 661 code for a protein of 159 amino acids. NCBI's taxonomy places the organism in Eukaryota, Metazoa, Arthropoda, Malacostraca, Decapoda, Varunidae.
UGGUGGUGGUGGUGGUGAUGGCAGUGUUGAUGGUGGUGGUGGUGAUGAUAGUGUUAGACCCUCAGCAGUGAUUGGGGUCAGCCGCCAUGUCCACUCCACCAAUUCCACCUCCAUUGACAUCGGCAGCGGCAGUGAUAGACAUAAGAAGAGGAGGAAGAACAAGAGGAGGAGGAGGAGGAGGAUGAAGGGGACACACAGGAAUCAAAUGAUACUGCCAGAAGAAGAAGAGGAGGAGGAAGAGGAUACAGAGGAAUCAGUUGACACUACCAAACGAAGAAGAGGAGGAGGAGGAGGAGGAAGAAGACGAGGAACACAGGAGGAACCCAUUGACACUACCAAACGAAGAAGAGGAGGAGGAGGAGGAAGAAGAAGACGAGGAACACAGGAGGAGCCCAUUGAGACAAGAAGAAGAAGAAGAGGAAGAAGAGGAAGAGGAAGACUGACAGACAGACAUUCCAUUGAGACAAGAAGAAGAAGAAGAGGAAGAGGAAGACUGACAGACAGACAUUCCAUUGAGACAAGAAGAAGAAGAAGAGGAAGAGGAAGACUGACAGACAGACAUUCCAUUGAGUGUGCGGUGUCCACGAGCAGGGACUGUUCUAACACAGCCAACCAGCGCACUACCUCACACUACCACUGCUCUCUCAACACUGACAGCUAG